AUGUCGAGUACAAAUAAACUAACAACUUAUGAUACUGAAGACAUUCUAGAUGAUUUCAUGCUGCAAUUCCACCUCGAAAGUGAUGGUUUUCUGAGGAAAUUAAUUUUCUCUAUGCGAAAUCUGAGAAGCCAUUAUAAAAUUGAUUCUGGAAUUCAAAAUAUCAAAUCCAGAAUUAUAGAUACUGAUGAGGGACAUGGGAGGUAUAGUUAUAGGUUUAAUGUUCCCGGGGAAGGUUUAUCAUCGCGAUGCGUGAGUAAUAGAGGGACAGAUUGUCGAUGGGAUGCACUUUUAUUAGAAGAAACCCAGCUCGCCCGGAUUGAAAGUCCGAAAAGGCAGACAAUACGGUGGCUUGUGGAGGAAGAAUCACGGCCUAAGGGGAUAUCAGUGGUGGGAAUGAGAGGUUUGGGGAAAACCACUCUGGUUAAGGUGUAUGAUGAUUUUGCUGUGAAGAAACACUUCCAGAACCACGCAUGGAUUACGGUUUCACAGUCGUUCGAGGUGGAGGAGCUCCUGAAAGACACAAUUCAGCAACUGUUUGAACAGAUGAAAAAAACUCCUGAAAAUUUGAGCUCCAUGAACGAUAACAAGCUCAAAGCUAUAAUCAAAGAUUUCUUGCGCGAUAGAAGGUAUGUGCAAGAGUUUGAUGAUGUUUGGAGUAUUCUAGCAUGGGAAGCUAUCAGAUAUGUCUUACCUAAUGAGAAUAAUGGGAGUCAUGUCAUCCUGACAAUGCGGCUCAUGGAUGUGGCUUUAUCUUGUAGCCAAGACACUAAUGUUUAUGUGUAUGAGUCGAAUCCUUUGUCUGAAAAAGAGUCCUGGAUUCUAUUUUGCCAGAAGACAUUCAGGGGGAAGCCGUGCCCUACGCACUUGGUUGAAAUUUGCAAAAGCAUCUUGAAAAGAUGUGGAGGAUUGCCACUUGCCAUUGUUUCUAUUAGUGGGGUGCUGUUAACAAAAAGGAGAACGUUGAAGAAUGGAAGAAGCUCAAUUGCAGCCUCGGCUCUGAACUAGAAGGGAAUGAUCACCUUGAGAGUAUGAAAAUCAUUUUGUUACUCAGUUUCAAUUAUCUACCGUAUUACCUCAAACCAUGUUUUCUGUACUAGAGCAAUUAUCCGGAGGCCUAUGAGAUUGAACACAAUACACUGGUUCGACAUUGGAUAGCAGAAGGUUUUGUGAAACAAAAAGUUCGAAGAACGGUGGAAGAAGUUGCACAAGGGACCUCAAUGAGCUCGUCAACACAAGCUUGCUUAGUCCGGUGACAACCAAUGAUGAUGGAAGCAUCAAAACGAGCUGUAUCCAUGACUUUUAUUGGGAGAUUAUUCUUU
Molecule: messenger RNA, 1319 nt
Organism: Olea europaea var. sylvestris
Lineage: Eukaryota; Viridiplantae; Streptophyta; Magnoliopsida; Lamiales; Oleaceae
Product: disease resistance protein RPM1-like
Exons: 2
Coding region: 1-1005 (334 amino acids)
Biological process (GO): defense response to other organism
Molecular function (GO): ADP binding
Source: RefSeq, a predicted model, not a curated record